Nematolebias whitei (Rio pearlfish) is the source of this 789-nucleotide messenger RNA. RefSeq names its product SHQ1, H/ACA ribonucleoprotein assembly factor (gene shq1). Bases 55 to 789 code for a protein of 244 amino acids. The transcript is spliced from 7 exons. Gene Ontology annotation, cellular component: nucleoplasm; cytoplasm. NCBI's taxonomy places the organism in Eukaryota, Metazoa, Chordata, Actinopteri, Cyprinodontiformes, Rivulidae. The record is from RefSeq and is a predicted model, not a curated record. Gene Ontology annotation, biological process: box H/ACA snoRNP assembly.
ACGUUAUUUUGAUUUUAGGACACGAGGAGUGUUUGGGCUGAGUGAUCCGUCAGAAUGAUAACUCCUGCCUUUGACCUGAGCCAGAACCCUGAACACCUGAUCUUCAGCAUCCGGGUCCCUUACACCAGAACCUCAGAGUUCGACCUGUUCAUUGAUGGGACAGACUUUAAGUUCUAUGCAAAGCCCUACUUUCUCAGAUUAACUCUUCCUGGCAGAAUUGUGGAAGAUGGAAGGGAGAAGGCUACAUUUGACAUUGAUAACGGUCUUUUCACCCUUCAGGUUCCUAAAGAAACACCUGGAGAGCACUUUGAAGGACUUCAAAUGCUCACAAGUCUCCUUGCACCAAGAGGCUCCCGCUCAGCGAGACCACUGGUGGAAGAUGUGAGCGUGGGAGCGUGCAGUGAAGGGGCCAGAGAUGAUGAAGAGGAAGAUGAAGAAGAGUUCGACUGGCAGGUUGAACAGGAAGUUUACACAGAGAGAUCUGAAGAAGAGCUGAGCGUCCUGCACAAAUAUGGCUUUGGUAAUCGGAGGUCUGGCGUAUUUGCACGAUUACAGGAGGAACUGAGUGAUGUGAUUGACCUUAAGAACCCAGAAGGAACAUCAGCAGCAGAGCGCCGUCGAGCUCGGCUGGAAGCAGAAGCCUCAGCUUUCUCUCCUGACCAUUAUUUGGCGGAUUUGUAUGAAGACGAUGAGAUAAAUCGGCUGCUGAAGUUCAGGCCGUGGUGGACGAAGCUGAGCGCUUCGACGGAGGAGGAGGAGGAAUGUGGUGAGUUUGUGGCACAGAUCUGA